UUUAACACACUGGGUCUACCUCCAAGGCACUGGGCUGUAGAUCAUCCUGACCAUUCACUGCUCCUGAUCUAGGAAUCUCUUAUAAGGGUUUUUGGGGGCACCUUUUAACUUAAAAAAAGAAAGAAAAGAAAAUGGCACCAAAGAAAGACAUUAAGAAACCAGCUGCACCUGCACCUGCACGUGCACCAGCCCCUGCACCUGCAGCUGCACCAGCACCAGCCCCUGCACCAGCGCCAGCCCCACCACCACCAAAACCCAAAGAACCUGCAAUUGAUCUCUCCUCCAUCAAGAUCCAGUUCACCAAGGAGCAACAGGAUGACUUUAAGGAGGCAUUCCUCCUUUUCGACAGGACUGGUGAAGGCAAGAUCAUACUAAGCCAGGUUGCAGAUGUCAUUCGUGCUCUGGGACAGAACCCCACUAAUGUUGAGGUGAAGAAGAUCUUGGGCAACCCUAGCAAUGAGGAGAUGAAUGCUAAGAAAAUUGGGUUUGAAGAGUUCCUGCCCAUGUUGCAGGCAGCUGCCAAUAAUAAGGAUCAGGGUAGCUAUGAAGACUUCGUUGAAGGUCUACGCGUCUUUGACAAGGAGGGCAACGGGACAGUGAUGGGCGCUGAACUCCGCCACGUACUGGCCACCCUGGGUGAGAAGAUGAAGGAAGAAGAAGUAGAAGAACUGAUGAAAGGGCAGGAAGACUCCAAUGGCUGCAUCAACUAUGAGGCAUUUGUGAAGCACAUCAUGUCUAUCUGAACAGAUUUCUCAAGACACAAGUUUGAACAAGAUCAGUGGACGCUUGAGAUCUGAACUUCUAGGAAGCUAUUGCCCUAUCCAAUAACACCAUCCUAGAGGCUAAAAGGACUGUAAUAUAUGCUUCCCAACCAUCCCCUUUUUAAAGUCAUCAGCAUCAGAUGCCAACUGAAUCUCAAAAUUUUUACACUUCACAGAAAAAAAUUGCAGAGCAAAGGAGGACUACAUUGCCCCAGCUGUCAAGCCCAAUUAUCUUUUUCCCCACAUUGUCCAUCAUGAGAGCAAUGUAUAUUAUUGGGGGGGGGAUAAGAAUCUGAUAAUAAAUCUCUGUGAUCAGUGUA
Messenger RNA from Rhineura floridana, 1081 nucleotides. It is a transcript of the gene MYL1, whose product is annotated as myosin light chain 1. The transcript is spliced from 7 exons. Lineage: Eukaryota; Metazoa; Chordata; Lepidosauria; Squamata; Rhineuridae. The record is from RefSeq and is a predicted model, not a curated record. Bases 132 to 743 code for a protein of 203 amino acids. Gene Ontology annotation, cellular component: myosin II complex; contractile muscle fiber. Gene Ontology annotation, molecular function: calcium ion binding.